AUGUCAGCUGAUAGUCUUAACUCAAUAACUCGACCUAUCCCCAAACCAUCUGAUUUUAAAUUUGGUAAAGAGAUUGGACAAGGUACCUUCUCAACUGUUUAUGUUGUCCAAGAAAUUUCAACAAGUUCAGAAUUCGCUAUGAAGGUUGUUGAUAAACAACGUGUUUGGCGUUACAAGGCUGUGGACUCUGUACUGAUGGAGAAAGAAGUACUUAAACGCACAAACCAUGUUUUCAUCAUUCGUUUACAUUGCACAUUCCAAGACUCUACUAGGUUAUUUUAUCUUCUUGAAUAUGCAAGAUGUGGAGAACUAUUGUCAUACCUUACUUAUUUCACGUCCUUGAGUGUUCACUGUACUCGCUUCUAUGCUGCAGAAAUCUUUGCAGCCCUAGAUUAUUUACAUUCAAUGAGUAUAGUUCAUCGAGACCUAAAGCCGGAAAAUGUUUUGUUAACAGAUAAAAUGCACAUCAAGCUGGCCGAUUUUGGAUCAGCUGUUAUACUAAACUCUCCAAAUAUUAAAGCACCUAGUUUUACUGGAACUCCAGAAUACGUUAGUCCUGAAAUGCUUUCUCGUAUUUCUAGACAAGGUGAUUGUACUCCAAAUAGUGAAAGCUCACAGGAUCUUACUUAUCUAAUGGACUUUUGGGCAUUCGGGUGUAUAAUUUAUCAGUUGAUUUCUGGAUCCUCUCCGUUCCGAAAAAGUGGUCCUGUCCAUGAAUAUGAAACAUUUCAGAAAAUUUUAAGUUUAUCUUAUACAUUUGCCCCAAAUUUUGAUCCGAUUGCAAAAGAUUUGGUGGAAAAACUACUUGUAAUCAGUCCCAGUGAACGCCUUGGUAGUCCUUCCCAUGGUGGGUCCAUAUCUGUUCGUCGACAUAUGUUUUUCUCUGAAAUUAAAUGGGACAUCUUGCCGUACCAAGAACCUCCUUUACUAGUUCCAAAUUUGGAACCAAUUGCUCCUGAGGGUUGGGAUAAUCUGCCUGUUGGUUUUAAAGAAGCAGAGAAAUAUCACUUGUCGCGUGAACUCGGUUUGUCUCCCUCUCAAAUAACUGAAGAUGAUCGUAUUCGUUUAUUAAAUGCACAAGGAAAGCACAAUCCUUUCAAUCGUUUCGUUCGUGGUCGUUUAAUUUUAAAACAAGGCAUAUUGUUUAAGCGUCGAGGAUUGUUUGCAAGAAAGCGGAUGUUUUUACUAACGGAAGGACCUCAUCUCUUUUAUAUCGAUGUUGAAAAUAUGACACUUAAAGGAGAAGUUGCAUGGUCCGAUUCGUUAACUGUUGAAUUGAGAAGUAACAAAUUAUUUUUUAUUCAUGUUCCAAAUAAAACAUAUUAUUUAGAAGACCCUUCUGGUCACGCUGACGAUUGGGUAAAACAAAUAACAUCCGUCAGAGCGCGAUAUUUUAAAGAUACUCAAACUUUAUGUUCAAAUGAUCCGAGCACCUCUAUCGAAUUAAGCAUUUAAUCUCGUAAAACUCUUCAGACAAACGACUUAUUUUUUUGUUCAGUUAGGAAUGUGAAAAAGAAAAAUAUUGUUUAUGUUGUGUUAAGAAUCAUUUUAAAAUGUGUACACUAAAUUGUUAUUUAGUGUUACCGAAUUUAAUCAGUUUUGUACAGUCAGAAUUUAUAUAUAUUAGCUUACUGCUUUUUCAUUUUUAUCUCGUUCAAAUUGCUUGUUGCUUGCCUGAUAUUUUAUUAUACGUGUGAAUUUAUUUUUUAAAAUAUUAAAGAUUCCCAUUGUGAACGCGUCGAUUAUAUAAAUAGUUGUCAAUUUUUACGUUAACUAAUUAAAGUUACGUAUAGAGAAAUUGUGUCAUUUGGUAAACUUAAUUUUCAAACUUAAUGAUAUGAGAGUGCAAUGUACUAUACUGUUUUUAUUAUUAAUCGUUAAAUAUUGAUCUUGAAGAAAGAAAAAAGGCCGCUAUUUCGAAUCGGUGUGAAUCUUUUAGAUAUAACUAGCGCCUCUGUUACAAAGAUCGCCUCUAAUCUGUUAGAGAUUUUCAUUAAAUGGGACAUAAUACUAUAUCGUUCUUAGAUGAACGAAAUCACUUAACAAUACUAUUUUUUUCGAGAACUUGGUGCUGCCCACACAGCUACUCUAGACAGUUUGACCAUGUAUAAAAAGCAGAUGUUUUACAACUAGCUAGCCUCUUAAAGAACGACACUUGUGUUUACGGAUUCCCGAUGUUACUGGAGAUACAUUGGGUUCUGUUCGAGAUACGUGAGUGGUUUUCUUUCUCCGAUUCCUCCCAUUGUGGAAACAUACCUCGUUGAUUAAUUCACCUGAGAAUGUAAUUUCAGAGCCUGACAAACAACCGCCUUACGACUUUUGUGAAUAGUUUUGAAUGUAUUAGCUCCAUACUUUUCAAACCUUACGGGCGAUGAUGGAAAUCCAUGUGCUGUUUUAAUUGCUGAAGUUUCCUCUCUUCACUUCCAUGGGAAAGCAACAUCUUUGGAGAUGGUGGCUCAUUCAUAAGAAAUCUCACUAUGUCAUCGUACCCCUAAUACAUUCACCAGUACAAGUUACCGUCGAACUCUAAGUUUGGUGCUUUCAGUCUUAACAAUCUUUAACCAAUCUGCCUAAUUUGAUAAAACCUCAAGAAGUGAAUAUUCAACUCAGCAUAGCUCGAUUAAGUCAUUAUGAUACCCAAAAGUCAGGGUGGUAGCUCCAUAAUCAGUUUUCCAGUAGUCAUAUCAGAUUAAGCUUUGUUUUCGAUGUGUGAGCAAGAAUGAUAAUGAUCGGUUUUUUGCUUAGUCAGACUAGUAGAUAGUCUGACAGGUGCUCGAUGAGUUAUACGUUCUCCUUCCCUUAUUACUAUUGUGAUUGUUGUUAGUUUUUGGUGUGGAAAUAUACUUAUGUUCUAGUCAGGCUAGUCACAUGUUCUUGAUCUGAGUUGUGUUGAAGUCUUGUAGAAUAGACAUUGGGAGAGCAUCUAGUGUCGAUAUACGUCUAAGGCAAGUUAGCGUCCCAUUCAUGUAGACGAGGAAAGCAGCCUUAUAACACUUUCUCAUACUAGCCAUACAUUACACUGAUAAAAAAUCUCCCUGAACAACCUAAGGCAGAUAAACAGGCGUUCGUUAGUAGUAUAUCUCUUCAAUUCGUCACACUUUAAAACAAUACUGAGAAGAAUCCAACACUCAAAGAGAGAUACUAAAAUAAAACAAAGCAUGUUAGCAUUUAAUAAUAGUCUAGUGAAAUUUAUGAAUGUUUUUUUCAUUGUACAAGGCUAUCCCAAUGUACCUUGGUUUCAGGUUAUCCAGCACAUGGUGUUCAACAUUAUGUUAAUUCGCGUUAGGGAAAGUAUCUCCACAUAGAACAGACUAGCAGGAUACAUUGCUAUCGAUUACCAUUAUGUCAUUUUUCGAUCGACGAUAAUUUCGAGAAAUUUUCACUGAGUCCAUCAUUAGCGAUUGAUAGUGUUUUAUUGUAUUUACCAUUUAAAGUUACUAUGUACCUAUUGGUUGUAUGUACUACUUAAUGUUUCAUCCUUAAUGUAAACUCGAUCACAAAUCAUUUGCAUAGCCAAAAUUCACUACAUGUUUUGUACGUGAAACUGGCAAAAUACAAAACUCUGGUAUCAAUCGCCACUAGUCUCAGCUUUUCAAUUCAGUUUUAAAUGAAACAAAUUAUCGAAUUAGGCUGAAAUUUAAACACUAAACAACUAAUAAUUUUUCCAUACAUAGAUGAAUGUAAAUGGAUUUCUUCAAACUUUAUUCUUACAGAAAUAUAUUCUAAUAGGGCAAAUCACAUUCUUUCCAAACGAUAUUAUACUAACCAUACCAUUGUAGUAGUGAUGGUUUGUCUUUUCUUUUUUUCUCACAUUCACUGCCAAAAUCUGUGACUGUCACCAUCCAGUUGACAUCUCAUAAUGCCUAUCUAGCACAUUAUUUAGGUACAGAAUCAUUUAGUUUUCAACCACUCUCUGGGUUUAUAGUUUAAAACCAACUUUUUCAGUAUAAGCAAGCUAAAUUCAAGUAGGCAAGUACACACUUGAGAGGUGAAUUAGAUUGAUUAACUCAGUAUGUUAUAUAAGUACGAUCAAUGAAAGUCCAUCAGUUUGCUUCAUUUUAAAAUUUUAGGAUGCAUAGCUUAAUAAACUCGAUGGUUGAGGUGUUUAAAAAAAAUAAUUCUUAACCGUACUCACUAAAUUGAUGUACUUCUCUGGAAACUGUCGUGACCUUUUUUUCAUGAAUAUGAUGCUAGGAGUUUUGCUCUUUAUUUCUAUUCUCUAAUAUCGACACCGAGUCGCAAUUACUUAAUGGUUAAAAGGUUGGAUCCUUAGCCCCCACCUAAUUCGGUUUGGGCAGCCGGGUAUCAUUACCCGUCACAUUGCAAACGUGGUUCCUACCUAACUACCUGGGGAAUGAAUUUAUGUAACUAAAUUUAAUAUGAAUACCCAUUACCGGCUGAAUAUUGUCGUCUUUCUACUCGAUUUAAAGCUGUAUUUACCACGAAAUUUAUGGGUAAAAAAUAGUUAUGCAAGUGUGUAAACACUUCUACUAGAUAUCUCACUUCAGUUAAGGACUAAAAGCUUUCCAUAAUAUUCAACGAGUUAAUAAUGCAUCAGAAUCACUAAAUUGAUAUUUGAUAAUGAAAUCCUAUAUAUUAUAAAGUCAGUUAUCUAAUGAUGUAAGACUUUCGGAUAUGUUAGUAACAAAUUCAACCUUGAAUUCUACUAUUUCGUUUACCUUGAUGUACAUGCUAUUUCUUAUGUUUACUUUUUUUCUAACACUUGGAUGCUGGUUUUUCUUUUCGCUUUUUUCUUUUUUUCUCUCUCAUCUUAAGUUCUAGUCGUUAAUUUACCAACA
Molecule: messenger RNA, 4799 nt
Organism: Schistosoma mattheei
Lineage: Eukaryota; Metazoa; Platyhelminthes; Trematoda; Strigeidida; Schistosomatidae
Source: the annotation of a GenBank genome assembly